CUUUUUUCUUUUUUCAAAAUCUCACUUUUUUCAAUGCCAAAUCAAUAUACAAACAUCCCAAAUCAUCCUCAUCAUCACACACCAGAGCCGGAGUUUCCAUCAAAGGAAUCUCAAUCUCAACAUUCUCCCUAUAAAAUCUCCACAACAUCAUCAACACAUUCAACUUCUUACACACACAUUCUAAUACUAAACAAUAAAAAAAAAACACCCUCUAAACUCAACUCAAUUAACCUUGUUCCAAUGAACAUGUUAGGCCUCAGAGACCUAGUUCUGAUAGCUCCAAACCCUUCUCCACUUCACCACCAUCAACACCAACACCAACACCAACCCAUUUCAGCAGAACACCAUUCCAACCUCCCUUUGCCUUCUCCAGCCUCUCUCAGCGUUGGUCUCGGCAUUUUCCCUCUCCUCACCUUGCCACACACCAACGAUGUUCAUGUUCAAGUUCAAGACUGUGCCAACACCACGAACACCAACACCACCAACUACUGGAACCUCAAGAUGUGUGGUGGUGGCUCAGAAGUGAAUUCCGCAAGAAAAGGUGGUGUGAUCGUGAACAUGGAAGACGAGGGGAGCAACAAUAGGCACGUGAUGGAGAGUGAUGAAAGUGGUGGCACCGAGUUUAGGGUGUGUCAGGAUUGUGGCAAUAGGGCCAAGAGAGAUUGCACCUUCAGAAGGUGCAGGACUUGUUGCAAAGGACGUGGCUUUGAUUGCAUCACUCACGUGAAGAGCACGUGGGUACCUGCAUCCCUAAGACGAGGCAGUGGUAGUGGUAAUAAUAGUGGUGGUGAAGACAAUAAUAGUGGUAGUGGUGAUGGCAGUGCUUGCAAGAGAAUGAGAAUUUUAGGUUCUUCAAAGAAUGUUGCUGCUACAUCUCAUAGCUCCACUUCUAAUGCUACCCCAACAAAGAGCUUUAGCUUGGAUACUAGCUCUUGUCAACAAGAUGCUGGUUUCAAGCAGUGUUUGCCACGGCAUGUUCAAGCACCUGCUGUGUUUAGGUGCCACAGAGUGUCUGCAAUUGGGAGUGGUGAAGAUGAGUUUGCCUACUUGGCCACGGUUCAUAUCAGUGGCCAUGUGUUCAAGGGGUUUCUCUAUGAUCAUGGUCCUGAUGCCAGAAAUGAUGUGCUUAGUGUUUCAGAACUGCAACUAGGAAACAAUGGAAGUGGAAAGAACAAUAAUAAUAAUAAUGGGGAAUGUUCUUCUGCAAUUGGAGUUCCAACUAGUGCUUACCCUGCUUCUGUUUGCUGAGAUCAAUUCAAGGUGAUGAUGGAUUCUGUGACACUCUGAUGGCAGUAAAUUCUGCUGUUUUGCAGGGAAAACUGAGGAUAUAUGCUCUUUUUUUAUUAUGUAAAUUUCUCUUCUAUAGAAUGUUUAUAUGCAUACAUAGGGGACCUAGUUUCAAUUUCAUGCACAAGAUUAGAGACAUUGAUUGAUGUUGCGGGACUUUAUAUUCAGUGCUUAAGUAAAGUUUUAUUUCAUCAAAAUAAUCAUAAUUCAUAGUCUCGUGAAUAAAAAAAAUAGA
This is a messenger RNA of Cajanus cajan (pigeon pea), 1522 nucleotides long. RefSeq lists its product as uncharacterized. Gene Ontology annotation, cellular component: nucleus. The record is from RefSeq and is a predicted model, not a curated record. Gene Ontology annotation, biological process: positive regulation of DNA-templated transcription. Gene Ontology annotation, molecular function: DNA binding; DNA-binding transcription factor activity. NCBI's taxonomy places the organism in Eukaryota, Viridiplantae, Streptophyta, Magnoliopsida, Fabales, Fabaceae.